Molecule: messenger RNA, 1548 nt
Organism: Aspergillus neoniger CBS 115656
Lineage: Eukaryota; Fungi; Ascomycota; Eurotiomycetes; Eurotiales; Aspergillaceae
Exons: 4
Coding region: 1-1548 (515 amino acids)
Source: RefSeq, a predicted model, not a curated record
AUGACUACUCCAGCGUCCACUCUCAACUUCGUACCCUGCUACCAGAACUAUUCCUGCGCGCGUCUCGAGGUUCCCUUAGAUUGGUCUGAUACCACUAACAAUGAUACCGUCAUUUUGGCAAUCAUCAAGCUUUCCACGGAGGUCAACCAUAGUGACAAACGCUACGGUGGCUCCAUCAUAAUCAAUCCAGGUGGCCCCGGUGAUUCAGGAGUGCAAGAGAUCCUCAACCGCGGAAAGGAAAUCCAGUUCAUCGUCGAGAGCUCUGAUAAGGAAGAGCGGUAUUUCGAUAUCGUUUCGUUUGAUCCUCGAGGCGUCGGAAACACCCUGCCCCCUCUUUCAUGCUUCCCAAAUAUUCUUUCCAGCUAUCUCUGGAAGGAGGCUGUACAGACCGAAGGUCUAGUUGAUAGCUCCGAGCAUGCAGAAGACUAUCUUUGGUCUCGCAUGCAGGCCAUUGGCACCGCAUGUGGGGAGACCGCGAAAGGUAGUGCUGAUAUUGGUCGCUACAUGAAUACCUGGAGCACAGCACAUGACCUGCGCCAUCUUGCCCAGUUACUGCAACCCGGUUCUAACCAAAAUGCAAAGCUACAAUACUGGGGCUACUCGUAUGGAACUCUUCUAGGGAUUACCUACGCCAGUCUCUUCCCAGACCAAGUUCAUCGGAUGGUAUUGGACGGAGUGGUAGAUGCCCUGGGAUGGUAUUCAGGACAUCUCUCUACUUCGUUCCGCGAUGCAGAUCUUGUAGUAGACAGUUUCUUCCGCUAUUGCCACCGGGCCGGCUAUCCCCGAUGUGCAUUUGCUGAUGCGUCUGCUAAUGCAUUGCCUCCCGAUGAAGACGAGACAGAAGCGAUAAGUUGUCUUCAAGAGCGCCUUACUGACAUCCUAGCAGACCUGAAAGUCACUCCGCUCUGGACUAGUCAACCCAGCCCUGAGAUCAUUACAUACUCCGAUGUCAAAACUUUGCUCAAAACCGCCCUUUAUGCCCCGAAUGAUUUAUUCCCUAUUCUUGCUACGAUCUUAUCAGACCUUGAACAGCGAAACGCUAGCAGCAUGGCAGCAUGGAAAGCUGCUCUACGGGAGGAAACACAACCCGCUCACUGUCUCGAUUCUGCAUGCCAAUCUUCUGCUCCAUGCCGUGAAGCCUGUCGCUAUGGCUCUCGAAUUGAACUCACAAAGGGUAUUGCGUGUCUGGAUUUGAGUCGCAAAUUAUUAAAUUUCACGCAAGAGGAAUAUUCAAAGCUAUAUCUCCAGCCAGUGAUGGAGAGCAGCUAUUGGAUUGGAGAUACAUUUGCAGAUUUCUAUAUGUCAUGUGCUAGUUGGAAGGGUAAGGGUCCGGGGUCUUUCGAAGGGCCUAUCGAUGCUCAGAAUAUGUCUACGCCCAUUCUUUUUGUCAGCAAUACUCUGGAUCCAGUAACUCCACUUGCUGAGUAUUUCCCAGUAACAAUUAUCUUUGUUUGGGAUGUGCUAACCACUUCAUUAGCGCCCAUGCUAUGUCCGCCUUGUUCAAGCCCUCUUCGGAAUGACAGAUUAUCCAGUCCCAGUCUUCGAUAG